UACAGACAGAAAGUCAGAAGACUAAAUUUUGACCAACAGACCGGAGAGACAAACUAACUGCAGAUAAAUAAGCCUUCAAACCAAAACCAACACGAUGAAGUUACUGCUAAUGCUCAUCCUCCUACUGAUAUCAGAUUGUGAGUCAGAAAUGAAGAGAUUCACAUCAGAAUGGGCUGAAUUCACCUGCAACUGUCAAAAAACACAUGGAAAAUGUCAAAUGGUCCGUGUAGCUGAUCGUGGCUCAAAAACUGGAAAAAAGACUCUCAGAGUAAUCCUCAAACAAGUUGAGAACAAGGACCCCAAAAAGAAUGAUGACAAAAAAGAACUGAAAUUUAAACUUGAGGAAAAUGGCUGUCCAAAGCAAUUCAAUCAAACUGCAUACAAAAAAGCUAAAACCACCAUCAGAUGCAAUCGUCCUGAAAAUAAAUCUGAGUUGUGGUUUUUCUGCAAAGAGAACUCUUCUGUCUGUAACAACAUUUUAUCAGACAGAAUAUCCUUUCACACAAACACAUACAGUGUCUCCAUCAGUGACGUGUCCAUUGAGGACAAGGGUGUCUACUGGUGUGGAGUAAAGUUCACUGAGAACAAUCAUCAUGUCGCACUCACAAAAGUAAAAUUGAAAGUUGAAGAGAUUAAAAAUGUCAAAAGAAGCCCAGUUGUUGGACAGAACUUCACUUACUGGUGUAAAUACAACCAGACUGUCUCCUCAACAACAAAGUUCAUCUGUAAGGGAGAAGAUCCAUCCAUAUGUCAAGCUCUCGUAAACACCAGGCAGCCUGGUGUGAACAAGAGGUUUUUCAUGACUGAUAACACAAAAGAGAAAAACAUCACGAUAACAGUGAGAGAAGUAACAGCAGCAGACAGCGGGACGUACUGGUGUGGAGCGGAAACAAAACAACAACAACGCAGCAACAAGUUCUUCAACAGACUGUUCCUGACAGUACAACCAGCACCACCUUCAUCCUCUACCCCUUUAACUACAACAACCACUACAACUGCUAAGAGUCAUGUCACCUUUGGGAUUACCACUGCUGUGAUCAUCGGCGUGGCUGUGUUUCUGAUCGGUUUCUUUCUUAUUUACAUACGAGUUUCAUGUAUAAAAAACAAAGGAAUUAGUGCAUCAUUGCAGCACGUCAAAGAGGACUCUGCCUAUGAGGAAAUCCAGGAGCGCCUCCAGACGCCAGGAAAUGCAGUGGACUCGAUUUAUGUCACUGCCGGCAGGUACACAGAUGUUACCUCCUUACAUUACUCUACCAUCAACUUUCAGAGCCGCUCUCAGGAAGCUGGUGGUGAGGAAGUGAAUCCCAGCACGUCUGCCUGUGAAUAUUCUACUGUGGAUUUCAGAAAAUGUCCAGAUAACUCAACCAUCACUCAACCAUCCAGACCAGCAGAGGAGAAUCUCUACUCAGCAGUCAAUGAGCUAGAGCAAAUAUGACAAUAAGAUCAGCUCUGUCAGAAACUUCUAGAUGAUUUCAGCAAUAUACAUCCGACUUGUAGAAUUAGUUUUAGUGAAAAUGUGUUUAGUGUUAAUGUGAUGUUAUGAUUAAAUAAGAUUAAAUAAGACUGAGGGGUUCAGUAACUUGUAUUAGGAUGUUGAAAAUUUGGUUCAGAAUGAAGAGUUAGUAAAACAAACUGUAAAACUAUGUAGCUGCAAAAACCGCGUAUAACCACGAGGAGAGAGAGGUUUUGACUGACUGCUGUAUAUAGAUAGAUAGAUAGAUAGUGUUAAAUCCUUAAUUCUUUAAUCUUUGGGCUGAAGGAAGGACAACACUCAGUGUAUAAACGCUCAAUCAACAAUCUCUUUAUUCCAUACAACACUUUUGAGCAUGAACCAUCCGGAGGGGAAAUGAGCGCGGGAGGGUGUCCGCCUGAUCUCGAAGUGUCUGAGCGUUUCUCACAUUCUUAUAGCUUCACCCCCCCUCCAAAGUCAUAAAACCUAAACAUCCACAUUCUUUCUCUCUCUCCUCUCAGUGAGCCUAAGGUAUGACCUUGGCUUCCUGUGCAGUAUGCUCUGUUCUUUUCUAAUCAGACAAAUAAGGCCACGACUCUCUGAAAACAGUAUUUCUUAUAACUCAGCAGUAAUGCAUCAUAAAACAAUAUCAUUCAUUCACAAUAAAUCA
Molecule: messenger RNA, 2120 nt
Organism: Oreochromis aureus
Lineage: Eukaryota; Metazoa; Chordata; Actinopteri; Cichliformes; Cichlidae
Exons: 8
Coding region: 95-1435 (446 amino acids)
Source: RefSeq, a predicted model, not a curated record